AUGCGUAAAAGCAGCCAUCCUAGAACAAACGCCAAGGCUCUUCAAUUUUGGCAAACCCUCGCUCUUCCACGCACACAGAUAAUCCAGCAACAUCUUGUGGGAACCGCCCAUCGCUUUGAACCAUCGCUCGACAGUGCAAGCCAAGAACCAGGUCCCGAAGCGGUUCGAGUACAAAGGCUGAUACGCGUCCUUGCUUCGAUUGGUGUUCCAUUCUUCCGUAACGCUGGAGUCUUGGGAGGCACACCGGCUCCAAUUGGAUCGCGGAUUCCGUUCCGUACACAGGCUGGUGGUUGUACAAAGCCAGAUAAACGACAGUGUCCUUCAAUGCAACGCGGGGUGAAGGACAACUGGGGUGCAAGAAGAUACUUGAUCGACAAAGUCGCUCGGCUCAAGGUCUACAACCAAGUGCUCACCACCAACGAUAAUCCACUCAGCCCGCUUCAAAACGGGGAUCCUCAUCCCUUCACCCCAUCCAAAAGCAUAUCCAAAUGCCUAUUCGACGGAAUUGCAAGGCGCAACUUCUCACACGUCACACUCCCAGCCUUAAACGCCUGUUCAAACAUCGGAGCAACAUCCGACCGAGCACUCCAACAUAUAUUCACGAAGUCCUUGCCAAGAAGAUGGAACUCGAACGGCAGGCGAGCCGAUCGUCUGAGGAGGGAGCUGACGACGAGAACACGAUUACGCGGCCCUCGUCAAAUUGACCAAGACAGCUUCCGUGGAACAUGCGAGCAUCGCACAAAGAAAAUCAGCAACCGGGAUGAAGCAAAGACAACUGCAAAGACGUACCGUACUACUUCAACUUUCACAAUCGCAGUUCUUGAGUGA
Messenger RNA from Laccaria bicolor S238N-H82, 828 nucleotides. RefSeq lists its product as uncharacterized. The record is from RefSeq and is a predicted model, not a curated record. Lineage: Eukaryota; Fungi; Basidiomycota; Agaricomycetes; Agaricales; Hydnangiaceae. The transcript is spliced from 6 exons. Bases 1 to 828 code for a protein of 275 amino acids.